Messenger RNA from Cavenderia fasciculata, 186 nucleotides. RefSeq lists its product as uncharacterized. The record is from RefSeq and is a predicted model, not a curated record. The transcript has a single exon. NCBI's taxonomy places the organism in Eukaryota, Evosea, Eumycetozoa, Acytosteliales, Cavenderiaceae. The coding region runs from base 1 to 186 and encodes 61 amino acids.
AUGAAGCUAUUGAUAUCAUUUACUUUUGAUGAUAACAAUCCAAACGACGAUGACAAUCAACCAGACUUUGGACAGUUGGUGGUUGAACUUCCAAUCAUCUUCAUCUUCUUCAACAUUAUCAUCACCGCCAGUUUGAACGACGUUAACGGUGAUGAUAAUGAUGAAGAAGAGGAAGAUGAUUGUUGA